CCCUAAAUAAUUCAAGAAACACUUCCUUUGCUCCCCAUGGCAAGAUAACUAAACUUCCAAAGUGUAAAAUAAUUCCCAAAAAAAAAAGGAUUAGCUAGCAAAGAAAGUCUUGGUUUUGAUUCAAGAAAAUGGAAAUACAAUUGGCUAAGUGUGAGUGUUGUGGUCUAAAAGAAGAUUGCACACAAGACUAUAUUAAUGAAGUGAAGGCCAAUUUCAAGAGGAAAUGGUUGUGUGGGUUGUGCUCAGAAGCUGUUAGAGAUGAAGUUGAAAGAGGAAAAAUUCUUGUGAUAGAAGAAGCAGUGAAAGCUCCCAUGUCAUUUUGUAGAAAAUAUAACUCUAAUCCUGCAAUUUGUGUAGCUAAUGGGAUAAGGCAGAUGCUAAGGAAAAGGUCUGGUGAUUUAUCUUCCUCUUAG
Messenger RNA from Nicotiana tabacum (common tobacco), 413 nucleotides. The record is from RefSeq and is a predicted model, not a curated record. NCBI's taxonomy places the organism in Eukaryota, Viridiplantae, Streptophyta, Magnoliopsida, Solanales, Solanaceae.